Messenger RNA from Drosophila subpulchrella, 1230 nucleotides. RefSeq names its product protein cutoff. NCBI's taxonomy places the organism in Eukaryota, Metazoa, Arthropoda, Insecta, Diptera, Drosophilidae. The record is from RefSeq and is a predicted model, not a curated record. Gene Ontology annotation, biological process: NAD-cap decapping; nuclear-transcribed mRNA catabolic process. Bases 61 to 1206 code for a protein of 381 amino acids. Gene Ontology annotation, cellular component: nucleus; cytosol. The transcript has 4 exons.
AGCGCCAACAAAAUUUAAGCAGAGUUUCUCUUCGAAAAGCGUCCACAAAACGCGACCAAGAUGGGUUCCAAUUAUAUAGUAUUGAACAUCGACGCCCACUCCUGGACGGAGGAAGACAUCCUCCACUUUCCGACGAUCAGCAAGCCCAUUUCGCAUGGUGGGUUCACUUUGACGCCAACCGGACACUUUGAACGCAGUGCGCGAGGAAAACGAUUCAUUGUGGUGCCGCCGAAACACCAAUUUCCGAUCUUCCUGCGGGACAAAGGGCCAGAGAAGCUGGAGAAGAUCCCCCAAGUCGAUCUGGACAACAUGCUCCAGUUUAUCGAAUCGACGCGGUUCUCCUUCCUCAAGCCGACCAACAACAUGCGCGUGGAGCUGAAUGCCCAAAUAGUGUGCACCAGCGAAGUUCUCGAGCUGAUGAUGUGUGCUCCCUACGAGAACAAGACGGGCUGGUCCCUAGGAGUCUCCCGGUACCGCAACACCAUGUACAUCUGCCGCAUGGCCAGCGAGCAUGCCGAUGGCUUCGACCACGAUCAUUUCGGGAAGAUAUUGCAAGAAUCCUUGAUGAGUCAGCUGCACAAACACUGUGUAGUUGAGAACGUCGUAGCGCCCAGGAGCGAGCAAUCACAUCAAGAACCGGGACGCUUUCAUGGUGUCUUCUCCUUCGACUUGAAUGGCCAUCGAGUGUUGUUUGAUUCACCAGUGCUGGCUGAGUCGAGUCCCCAUGCAUUCAAUGGUCCUGCCCAGAACUGGGCAGAUCUGCAGAUGCGUUCGGUGCUCAUGAACCGACUGGACUGGACAACGCACAAUCGCACGGAGGCCCUUAAGUGGUGGGCCAAGUGCUUCCUUCUGGGCAUCGAAAGCCUUUAUAUAGCAUCGCGCGAUAACAAUUCCUUUGUGCACAGCAUAAAAAAGACUUCUGUUCGGGAUUUGUGGAAGGAUUGCGAAAAGGAUUGGUCGACCGGUGUGUGCGCCAACUUUAUGGUGCGCCUGCUGGGCUGUAUGUCGCAAGUCAUGGCACCGAUCGACUGUCCCAGCACCGUAUACCUAUUCAAGUACGACGCAAAAUGUGGCAAAGUGGCCUACGCGGCCUACCCAGGACGCAAUCAAUACACAUUUGUGGCCGACUGGUACCGGAUGAUGCUGGACGAACACAUCGAAGACUUGGUUAUGAAAAAUCGGGAUACACAAAUCAAAUCGAUGUAGCUUACAUAAUUUUUCAAUGACCUA